Messenger RNA from Mercenaria mercenaria, 2318 nucleotides. RefSeq names its product MAM and LDL-receptor class A domain-containing protein 1-like. Bases 321 to 2126 code for a protein of 601 amino acids. The record is from RefSeq and is a predicted model, not a curated record. The transcript has 10 exons. Gene Ontology annotation, cellular component: membrane. NCBI's taxonomy places the organism in Eukaryota, Metazoa, Mollusca, Bivalvia, Venerida, Veneridae.
AAAAUUGUGUGAAUGUGAAGUUUUAUUUCCGUAAUUUCGGCUACCGGAUAUUUAAUUUAAAUAUAUCAUCGAGACUGAAAUUUAUAAAUGCAUAAGAUAUGGAUGGAUUUUUAAGAUAUUGUAUGUUGUGCUUUUUAUUUCACACCCCUAAAGACUGAUUGGCAAUGUAGGUGAACUGAGGCAAGCAAGUGAUAACGGAACAACUCCUUAUGUUUUAAAAGUGAACACAGAUGAGAAAAAGCAGGCUCCAAGAACACGAACAGUCGAAUGAUACAGACAGAACGAAACAGCAUUUAGUAGAAGAUACUUAAAGAAACAACAUGAAUAUCAUAAUUCUAUCGAGUACUGAAUGCACUUUCGAAGACGGAUUUUGUGACUGGGAGAAUACUGAAACGGGCAAAUGGAUAAGAACACAAGGUGACAGCAUGAAUGACAGUUUACCAUCUCCCCGUACCAAGACAGAUGGCUUUUUCAUUGCAAUAACUAAUAAUCGAACAGAAAGUGAAACAAAUACAGUAACUGCUAAAGUCAUCAGUCCACCAUAUUCACUAGGACUUGCUUGUUUUCGAUUAUGGUACUCACUUACUACUAGACGAAACAGCAUUACAGUUAACGUUCGGAAGACAACAGGUCCAAAAAAAAGAGUUACUGUAGCUUUCUUGAGAAACACCGAUAAAGGAAAAUGGAUGCAAGUAUACAUAAAUCUUAACCAUUCGACGUCUUUCAAAAUUGAGAUUGUUGGUAAUCUUGGCAACGACAAUGCGGGAUAUGUAGCUGUUGAUGAUACUGUUAUAACAUCUGGCAUAUUAUGUUCAGCAGAUUGUGACUUUGAAAAUGGAUUCUGCGCUUGGAAGCAACUGUUACAAAAAUCUGAAGAUGACUUCAACUGGAAAAGAAGACGUGGCAGCACUCCUAGUGAAAAUACUGGGCCAGAGAACGAUCAUACUUCUGGAGAUGGAUAUUACAUAUACAUUGAAUCAAAUAAAAAAGAGGAAAAUAAUAUUUCUAGACUGACAGUUUUACUUGACGGCAUUGGACAAAAAUGUUUCUCAUUUUGGUUCUACAUGUAUGGGGAUGAUGUCAACUCUCUUCAUGUAUAUGUAGAAACGCACGCCGAUGGUGAAAAACGUGUAUUUUCGGCACACAAAAGCAAGGGAAAGCAAUGGAUAGAAGCACAAAUCGAGAUCAUUGAUAAGGUUUAUCAGAUAAUACUUGAAGGUGUAAUAGGUGCUGGUGAUUUAGGAGACAUAGCCGUCGAUGAUAUAACGAUAAGAUCUGGUGCUUGUAAACCAAGUGAAAAAGGAGGAUCUCUUAUUGCAGUUUAUAUUUUGGUUCCAAUAAUCAUUACAAUAAUUGUUGUGGUCGGUAGUGUGGCAAUAUUUAUAUGGAGGAAAAGAUGUUCAAGCAAAAGGACACCCUCUGAUGUUCCACGUUCUUCAAUAACCAAUAAAACAUACACAGGUCAUAUCGUUGAAAAUCAAAACAAUAAUAAGCACGCUAAGGCAAGCAAAACAGCUUCUGAUGGAAGUGAAUAUGCGGUUAUUACUGACGACAAUAUUCAGCCACAAGACUCUAACAAAACUGAAUACAACACUAUUAACAUGAACCAAAAAGUCCAACAUGACCGCGAUUACGGUUAUGAUCGUCUGAAACACACCUUAUCGCCUUUUGUUGAUAAAUCAUACUCACAUGUGUUGCCAAACGACAACAACAGUUUCGACAGAACAGAUGGUACCGAAAAGCCGUUGGCUGCAUCUAGAAAUGAAAAUCAGAAAGGAGGCAUCGAUCCUGUUGUUUCAAAGUCAAAGGAAAAGACAGGUAUCGGGUCUACUCCUUGUGAUACUACACAAAACACACCAAAAUUCGCGUUUGAAAUGGAAGAUGAGCUUGAUGUAGAAUACGAUCACGCCAAAGCCGGAGGCCUCGAUCCAGCCGUUGCAAAGCGUGACGAUUAUUCGCAUUUGCGUAGUGCGGAUUCAAAUGCACAUGCUAUAAAAGACAGGCAAGAAAAUGCUAAAAAAGACAUGUAUUUUGCUAUAUUGGAAAAAGAUGGGAACUUUGAAGAUGACCCUGGAACACAGGACUCGUGCAGUCAUGACUACUUCGUUCUAGAAAAAGAGCAAUAAGACUCGUAAGAGCUUGUGUUUGCUAUCACAUGUGCAUAUUAUCAAUGAGUUUUGUUUUCUAUUUUGGGCAAGCUGUUCUAACAGUUACUUUUAUCAACAGUAAAUAAUGUACCGUAUUUCUAGUAUAUACUGGCUCCUCUUAGCAAUGGAAUAAGACGAGACAUAAAGUAUGAGUAUAAAUUGUUAUCAGUA